GUAUGGUCAAUCGAUAGCGUGUCACCUCCAGUUCAGAUGCAUUCGAAUGCAGCGUGACCGUUUAUCGAUAAUUCCACGGCCACACUGCUCCAAUGUUCAGUUCUAAAUUUAAAGCGUAGUUUGUCGUACACGAAACGAUGCGCGGGAGCAAUCGACUGCAAUAAUUAAACAAUUCGCCAGCGUGCCACAACUAGUGAAAUUCCUAUAGUUAAAUUGACGAGCAGUUGAAUUUUCAAACGAGCAAACAUUUUCACAAACCACGUAACGUAACACAUGUGCGUACGUGUGUGUGUGGGUGCGAGCGAGAGGCAGUGUGUGUCAAAAUGACAGCAGUAGCAACAACGAAAACAACAACAAUAGCAACAAAAGCAGCAGAAAUCAAAUCAACAACAACAGCUUAGAGUUAGCCAGCUGUGCGAGGUCGCUUCAGCCAGCCCCCCUUCCCCACAGAAUACUGAAAAACCAAAAACCACAUUUGACGAAAAUAAAUACAAAAUUGUUCUGUUCUCUGUGGCAAGCAGGAUCAAAACCCAAAUUAUUUGUCACGUUAUCAACACUCAAAACACAGCAAGCGUGUUAUGAACAUACUAAAACCAACCAAACUCAAGUGUAUCGUAUUUAACCAACUGCGUCACACUUGGACGUUUCUUUUGUUUAUCUGCGAUUUCCUGGCCCAGAUUUACAGAACGCCCCGUAUAACUGACCACCAGGAGCAGCUGGCCAAUCAUUAUAAUAACAACAAUAACAAUAAUAACGAUCUGAUAAUGGAGCAGGACAUGCCAGAGGAGGAAGUGGGUCAGCCAGAGGAGGCGCUGCCACAGCAGCAGGAUAACGCAGAGCUUGUAGGCCGAUUCAAUGCCAUUCAGGCUGCGGUGGAGCUCAUGGACGCUGCCAGCGAUUUGGACGAGGAAGAGGAGGAGGAAGACGACGACGUGGAUGUGGACUAUGGUGAUACAGAUUCGGAAUCAGAAUUCGAAGAGAUGUACUCCGACGAUUGGACCAGUUCCAGCGAUGAGCUGGACGAGAGUAAAGAGCUAUCCAAGAGUGUGCUGAAUGUCUUCCUGUCGCCGGAGCAGCAGCAAGCCCAGGCGGCCAGCCAGCCUCCUUUGUACACCUUCCAGCCGUUGCGUCUCGUCAAGUGCCAGUACAGGGAUAAACAUUUGCCCGGUGGAUUCCCCCUGGCGCGCAGUGGCCAUCGGAUCAUCGCCUCCAAUUCGCAUCUGUACUCCCUGGGUGGCUACAAUCCGCGGAGCGCCCUUUCUGCAGCACGCCACGACCGCUGCCUUCUCUUCCAGGAGCUGUGGAGCUACAACUUUGCCACGAGGACCUGGAGGCUGGAGCUGAAUGCGGGCAAUGCCGCCAAUAUGCCCGUGGAGCUGGCCUCCAAUGCAUUGACCAUUCACAAUAACGUGUUGAUUUCUCAUGGCGGCACUGGCUAUCCCUUUGGAGUAUCCUGCUCCAACGACUGUUACGUUUACCGAACGGCCAGUGCAGGCGCGACACCGGGCGUGGAUCGCCUGCAGGUGAAGGGUGAUUUGCCCACAGCUCAGUAUGGACCGGGGAUAGUGAUCCACAAUAACUUCCUGUACACAAUCGGCGGAACGACGGGAUUUGAAUACACUUGUGAUGUUUAUCGUUUGGAUUUGCGCACUGGCAUAUGGGAGAAUGUGUACAUAAGCCGCCCGGAGAUGCGCGACGACCCGGAGGGACGUUACCGCCACGAGGUCGUUUAUGAUGGCAAGCACAUCUUUGUGUUGGGCGGUGGGACAUCGCACUCUGUAUACGAUUUGCAGCGCAUUCCGGCUUACAACCUGAAGGCGAACUGCUGGGAUUACUUUGAAACGUAUCCCGAUCAGCGUGCUGCUGAUGCGGACGACGGCAACAGAGGCUAUCCAAAGCCGCGCAAGUGCUUUUCGUGUGUUCAGCACCAGUCCUCCACUGGGGAUAUCGAGGCUUUCAUCACGGGCGGUCUGCAGGGCGACUUCUCCACAUAUUUUUCGGACAUCUGGAAGCUUAAUCUGCGCACUAAGCAUUGGUACCGCAUCGAGACCGCCAUUCUGCCCCGCCCCCUGUACUUCCAUUCGGCGGCCCACGCCGAUAAUGGAUGCAUGUACGUGUUCGGAGGCAUCGAGUACAUGGAGAAGGAGAUGCGCCGACGCAACGACCUGUACAAGAUGUGGAUGACAGUGCCCAAGCUGAGCGAAAUGUGCUGGGACGCCAUUACAUACUAUAACGACAAUCUGGACUUGUAUGACCGAAAAACGCUACUGGGAGCCGGUAUACCCAAACGCUUUGCGGAACGUCUACCGCCGCAGCGCAGGAGGCGCUUGGACAUGAGCCAGCCAGACCCGUCCAUGCUAAUUUCGCUUUACUCGAACCCAAAACGUGCCCGCUCCACAACGCAAUAAGCCUGCUACUGUCCCCACAACAAAAUAAAGCGAAACCAAGGAGGGUAGCGGAGCCAUACCUUCUCUAAUCUCGUUCAGUUGCAGAACUUUA
Molecule: messenger RNA, 2499 nt
Organism: Drosophila erecta
Lineage: Eukaryota; Metazoa; Arthropoda; Insecta; Diptera; Drosophilidae
Gene: slim
Product: kelch domain-containing protein 10 homolog
Exons: 3
Coding region: 579-2408 (609 amino acids)
Biological process (GO): positive regulation of stress-activated MAPK cascade
Molecular function (GO): protein binding
Source: RefSeq, a predicted model, not a curated record